CACGGCGCCUGCGCAGGCGGUGCCGACAUGGCGGAGAAGGCGCAGAAGAGUGUGAAGAUCGCGCCGGGGGCCGUGGUGUGCGUGGAGAGCGAGAUCCGCGGGGAUGUCACCAUCGGGCCCAGGACGGUGAUCCACCCCAAGGCCAGGAUCAUCGCAGAAGCGGGACCGAUUGUGAUCGGGGAAGGCAACCUGAUAGAGGAGCAGGCGCUCAUCAUCAAUGGGUACCCAGAAAAUAUUACACCGGAAACCGAACAGAUGGAGCCCAAGCCCAUGGUCAUCGGCACCAACAACGUUUUCGAAGUCGGGUGCUAUUCGCAGGCAAUGAAAGUGGGAGAUAACAACGUCAUUGAGUCGAAAGCAUUUGUUGGCAGGAACGUGAUUCUGACGAGCGGCUGCAUCAUCGGGGCCUGCUGCAAUGUCAACACCUACGAGGUGAUCCCCGAGAACACCGUCAUCUAUGGGGCUGACUGCCUUCGCCGCGUGCAGACCGAGCGGCCGCAGCCCCAAACGCUGCAGCUGGAUUUCCUGAUGAAGAUCUUGCCCAAUUACCAUCACCUGAAGAAGACCAUGAAGACCGCGUCCACGCCUGUCAAGAGCUGAGAGCCUCCCGCAGUCGGUCGCUGACCGGGGAUUUUGUCCUGUCCUUAUGAGCACUGCGCAACCGCAGGAAGCCGCUGGUCUCUGCGUCCUUUAUUCCCUUCUGGAAAACAAAAAUGUUUUUUCUCGCUUAUUUGUGUCCUUUAUUUAUAGCCCACCAAGCAUCUCAGCCCCGCUCUGGAUCUGUUGUCUGUCCCGCGCGCUAACUCGAGUAUCACACGUGCUGUUUGGGGAAUAAACUAGAACCAGCUCA
This is a messenger RNA of Cygnus olor (mute swan), 850 nucleotides long. RefSeq names its product dynactin subunit 6 (gene DCTN6). The coding region runs from base 28 to 600 and encodes 190 amino acids. The transcript has 8 exons. Gene Ontology annotation, cellular component: dynactin complex. Gene Ontology annotation, molecular function: dynein complex binding. NCBI's taxonomy places the organism in Eukaryota, Metazoa, Chordata, Aves, Anseriformes, Anatidae. The record is from RefSeq and is a predicted model, not a curated record. Gene Ontology annotation, biological process: mitotic spindle organization.